AGUAUAAUAUAGCGCUAUAUAGAGUGCCACUGUUAAAAAAAUGCUAUUUAAAAAUUUUCUAUAAGUGGAAUGUAAAUAAAAUUAUUUCCAUUUUCACUAUUUGUGUACGUAUGUAAUCAAAGUACAAUACAAUUUUUAUACUUUCUUCGCAGAUUUGCCACUUUUUGAAUAAAAUCCUUUUUAGUUAUUAAGGUUAUCAAUCAGCGCAAAAAUAUGUCUGAAGAUAGCGUGUUAAGUGCCAAGAACCGAAUACUCGAUUUACUAAUAUAUUUAGAUGAUUUCGAAUUGGAUACUGUUGAAACGUGGAUUUGUAGUAAUUCUUUUAAGAAGGACUUAGAAAUAAAGAAACAGAUGAAGAAGUCUGAAAAGUGCUUAAUAGAUAUAGGAGAAACAAUAAAGAAAAUCAUUCCCUUUGAGGCAGAGAUGCCUUCUGAAAAUAUAGUUCCCCCCACUGUUGGUGACCAGGCAGAUUGUAAUGCCAUUAACACAGUUCACGUUGAUGAGUUUUUAUAUGAUCAAGAUGAAGUUAAUGAACUUGUUAAAAAAGGGAAACUACAAAAAUACUAUUGCUUAAACUGUAACUCACGUAAUAUUAAAGAUUUAACAUUAAUAUCUCAUUCUAUGUCAAGAUAUGUAUUGCAAUAUAUUUUUCAAGUACUUCUACCUAAAGAUUUGGAGGAUAAACAACUACUUGAUGUUGGCUCGAGACUAGGAGCAGUCCUUUAUGGUGCGUACUACUUUUCAAAUGCUGGCACUAUUAUUGGAAUAGAAAUGAACAAAGAAUGUUGUGAUGUUCAAGAAAGGAUUAUUAGCCAAUAUUCAUUAGAUACUGAUAGGAUAAAAGUGAUUAACUCCGAUGUAAUGGACCGGAGUGACAUUGUUCGAAACACUAAUGUCAUCAUAAUAAAUGUUCUCGACUUUUUUGUUGAUAUAGAGAAACAUAAACAAAUAUGGUAUUACUUUAAAAAAUAUAUAAAAAAGGGAAGCUACUUGGUUUGUAACAGAAGUAUGGCUGAAACUUUAGGAUAUUUGGACAUGUUUGAAGAGUUUAUGGAUUGGCUGAGCAUCUGCAAACCGAGCCAAUUAGAAAACGAAGUAUUUUUUGAUUUAGAAGAAUGUAAUGAACUAUUUUUGUAUACGGUUAAUUAAAUAUUUUAUUUGGCCAUAGUCUUUUAUUUUAUCAAUAUUGUGAAUUCGGACGUAGAUGGUAAAUGAAAAUUAAGUUUUUUUUUGGUAGUGUUUAAUAUACUAUUAUGGAUAAUACACACUUUUAUGCU
Molecule: messenger RNA, 1277 nt
Organism: Diatraea saccharalis (sugarcane borer)
Lineage: Eukaryota; Metazoa; Arthropoda; Insecta; Lepidoptera; Crambidae
Source: the annotation of a GenBank genome assembly